Molecule: messenger RNA, 4660 nt
Organism: Calliphora vicina (urban bluebottle blowfly)
Lineage: Eukaryota; Metazoa; Arthropoda; Insecta; Diptera; Calliphoridae
Gene: HDAC6
Product: histone deacetylase 6
Exons: 11
Coding region: 203-3526 (1107 amino acids)
Biological process (GO): negative regulation of transcription by RNA polymerase II
Cellular component (GO): histone deacetylase complex
Molecular function (GO): zinc ion binding; histone deacetylase activity; transcription factor binding
Source: RefSeq, a predicted model, not a curated record
CACGCUGUAUUCUACUGCUGCCAACAAAAUUCGGUGAUUUGUCAUAAUUUUUGUAAAAGUUUUUUUUCUGCAAAACGUGUGUAAAGUGCGUGAAAAAAGAGAAAAAUAUAAAUUCUAUAUUUUAAUUAGUUCAACUACCUGCCAGCCAGCCAGCCAACCUACCGCCUGCCUGUUUUGUAUUCACGCACUAAAUUAAAACACAAUGAGUUCGCCAAUUGUUACACGAAGGGGUGCUCAAAAAGCUAAAAUUCAAACUCGCGCAAUGGUCAAAUCAGCAGUGACAGCAGCCACAGUAAAUUCAGUAGAGAAUCGCAAACCGAGUGCGGCACUUCUGGAAGCAAAACGCAAAGCAAAACUAUUGAAAAUGCAGCAGCAAAAUCAACAAGAAUCUGUAGUAAAGGAUAUAUUUCAAAAUGCGGUGAAUGCAAAAUACAUGACUCAACGUCCCACUGGUCUUAUUUAUGAUGAAUCCAUGUCUCAACAUCGUUGUCUCUGGGAUAACGAACAUCCAGAAUGUCCAGAAAGAUUCAUACGUGUUUUAGAUCGUUGUAGAGAAUUGAAUUUAGUUGAGCGCUGCCAAAUUUUACCUUCAAGGCGAGCUACCAAGGAUGAAGUAAUGCUCCUUCAUAGUGAUGAACACUAUCAAUUACUGGAGAAGACUUCAGGAGUUAGUGAUGAUGUCAAAAUGGAAGAUUUAAGUUCACAAUUUGACUCGGUUUAUAUACAUCCGACCACAUUUGAUUUGUCGUUAUUGGCAGCGGGCUCAACAAUUGACUUAGUUGAAGGUGUUAUUAAUGGUAGCAUACAAAAUGGCAUGGCCAUUAUACGUCCACCCGGGCAUCAUGCUAUGAAAGCGGAAUUUAAUGGCUAUUGUUUCUUCAAUAAUGUGGCAAUAGCAUCACAGUAUGCCUUAGAUAUAUUGAAAUUGAAAAAGAUCAUGAUAAUCGAUUGGGAUGUUCAUCAUGGCCAAGGUACACAGAGAUUCUUUUACAAUGAUCCCAGAGUACUUUACUUUUCAAUACAUCGUUUUGAACAUGGCACCUUUUGGCCUAAUCUGAAAGAAUCCGAUUUCGAUGCUGUUGGCCAUGGUCCGGGUUUGGGUUAUAAUUUCAAUUUACCCCUUAAUAAGACUGGCAUGGGCAAUGGUGAUUAUUUGGCGAUAUUUCAACAAAUAUUGAUUCCAGUUGCUGUGGAAUUCCAACCAGAAUUGAUAAUAAUUUCUGCCGGCUAUGAUGCAGCUUUGGGAUGUCCUGAGGGAGAAAUGGAAGUAACUCCUGCCUUUUAUCCCCAUCUAAUUAAUCCUUUAAUAAAGUUGGCCAAUUCGCGUUUGGCUGUUGUUUUGGAGGGAGGCUAUUGUUUGGACUCGUUAGCAGAGGGAGCUGCUCUAACAUUGAGAGCCUUAUUGGGUGAACCUUGUCCUUUACUGGUGGAGAAACUACAGCCACCGAGUGCUUCCAUACAGGAGUCCAUAUUAAAUUGCAUUUACUCUCAUCGACCCUAUUGGAAAUGUUUGCAGGUGCAAGACUCCUACACCAUGGAAGAUUUAAAUAAUGUUAACCCCCAACCAAAUCUACAUAAAGUUAAUCGUAUAUUUAUUGGAGGUGAACCAUUGCCCGAACGUUUCCCCACACGAGGUACUGGUCCCAAAACUCCAUUGGAAGUCAAAGAACAAAAUUCAUUGCGCCUCCAGAGACUAAAAGAAGAAACCAAAUUGUUUUCACCACAAAUACGCGUCUGCUAUGUUUACGACGAAUUUAUGCUGAAACAUUCGAAUACCUAUGAGGAGGGACAUCCAGAACAACCCGAGCGUAUAAGUAAAAUAUUUGAAAUGCAUCAAGAUUACAAUUUAUUAAAUCGAAUGCAGCAUGUGCAAUCACGUACGGCUACAACCGAUGAAAUCUGUUUGGCCCACACCCGAUCCCAUGUAAAUGCGAUACGUCGUAUAGGCGAGAAAGAUGAACUUCAAAACAUGGGCGCCAAAUACAAUUCCGUCUAUUUUCAUCCAACAACAUUUGCUUGUGCCACACUGGCGGCCGGUUCUGUGCUGCAGGUGGUCGAUAAAGUUGUGAAAGGCGAGGCUCGCAGUGGAGUUUGUAUUGUACGGCCACCGGGACAUCAUGCUGAAUCGGAUGUUCCUCAUGGUUUUUGUAUAUUCAAUAAUGUGGCCAUUGCAGCCCAGUAUGCCAUCAGGGAUCAUGGUCUCAAGCGGGUGCUUAUUGUAGAUUGGGAUGUCCAUCAUGGCAAUGGUACACAGCAUAUAUUCGAAUCGAAUCCUCAGGUGUUGUAUAUAAGUAUUCAUCGUUACGACAAUGCCACAUUCUUCCCGAAAAGUAAAGAUGGGGACUACGAUGCUGUGGGUAAGGGGGCUGGUGUAGGAUUUAAUGUUAACAUUCCCUGGAACAAGAAAGGCAUGGGCGAUUUGGAGUACGUAAUGGCUUUCCAGCACAUCAUCAUGCCCAUAGCAUAUGAAUUUGAUCCAGAAUUGGUUUUAGUUUCGGCUGGCUUUGAUGCUGCCAUAGGAGAUCCACUUGGUGGCUGUAAGGUAACACCCGAAGCAUAUGGUCUCUUUACCCACUGGCUGUCGGCCUUGGCUAAUGGCCGCAUUAUUGUCUGCUUAGAAGGUGGCUACAAUGUCAAUUCCAUAUCGUAUGCCAUGACCAUGUGUACGAAAUCGCUACUGGGCGAUCCUAUACCAGCAAUAAAUCUAAAUGGCAGCGUUUCGCGGCCUCCUACGGUGGCCUAUUUAAGCUGCAUGGAAACGUUACAGAACUGUAUAGGAGUCCAACAACGGUAUUGGAAAAGUUUAGCUUUUGGAAAGAGAUUGCCACAGACAUCGGGUGAAAACAACAAUGAGGAUUUUCUUUCUGCUACUUUACAAAAUUUAGAUAUUACAAGGGAUGAUGUCCAAGGCGCUGCUGGUGGUUCUCAGGACUCGGACACCAAUGUGUCGCUAGAGGCAAGUGGCAGUAAACCGAAGGUAAAAGUAAAAACUCUUACAGAAUUUCUCACAGAGCACAUGCAGGCUUUUGAAAAUAAUGAAAUGUUUGCUGUUGUUCCAUUAAAAAAUUGUCCUCAUUUGUCCCAGUUGCGUCCAGGGGAUGCACCCAAAACAAUAAAUACAUCAAUGCCCUGCCAUGAAUGUUCGUCGACGGCUGAAAAUUGGAUGUGUCUGAGUUGUCAAAGAGUUUUGUGCGGCCGUUACGUUAUGGAGCACAUGCUGUAUCAUAGUUUGGAAACAUCCCAUCCAUUAGCAUUAAGUUUUAGUGAUUUGUCCGUAUGGUGUUAUCCGUGCGAAUCCUAUAUUGAUAAUAGUAAAUUACAUGCCUACAAGAAUUUGGCUCAUCGUCAUAAAUUUGGCGAAGACAUGCAGUGGUCAUACGACGAUGAUGGCGCUCAACAACACAAACACCAGAACUGUAAUAGUGAUACGGAUAGCUAUGACGAGGAGGACAGCAACAGUGAUAGUUUAAGACAGCAACUUGAGAAUACCUAUUAUAUACAAUUGAAUUAUGACUCAAAUAACUGACAUUUGCUUUCGGUACUGCUUGAGUCAGUACAGCAUCAAAUAUGUUUGCUGUUUCCUUCUUUGCGUCCAGUUUUUCAAUAUGUUUUACAAUACAUUUGGCCUUUGGUACAACGUUUAUGUGCGAAUAUUUUACAUUAUUUUAUGGCAAAUUAAUCGGAUGAUUCAUAAAUUGAAACUAAAUUUUAACUAGACUAUUUUUAAACAACACACCUACAUACAUACAUAUAUAUUAGAUUAAAUUAAAUUACAUUCUUACAUACAUACAUAUAAAUAUGUAUAAUUUAGUUAUAAAUUAUAUAUUUUUGUUUGUUUUCCAUAAUCAAACUUAACACCUUUCCAUUUGACCAAUGAGGCACAAGAUUAUCUACAUUUAUUUCUUUUCACCUUGCCAAAGCUCUUUACAAUACCUAACUAAUUGCAAGUAUUUUCUUUAUAUCCAUUUUUUUAUAACAAAUUCACUUGUUAGAAAUAAUCUAAAAUUCUGCACCUAAAUACUAUUUAUUGACUAUUAAUUGUUCUUUGACAAACAAAAUGAAGAAAUCUGUUGAAACAUUUUUAUAUAUUUUAUUUCUUGUUACGUCUAUUUAAUUAUUUUUCUUUUAUAAAAUCUCUAAACAUGACUAUGUAAACUUUGCUUUAACAGCUAAAAAAUAAAAUAAAUUUUGUUAAAAUCUUGUUAUAUUUCCGAAAUUACAUAAAUUAUUUUUCUUUAAAUAAACAAAAAAAAAUAAAAAAUAUUGACAAAUAAAAAUACAUACCUACAUAUUAACUAAAAUAUUAUUAGAAACUAACUGUACUCUAGGUUGAUUGUAAAUUAUUUAUUAAGCUUAAAUAAAUAAAAAAAGUGAAAUAUUGAUAUUUCAUAGAUACAAAUUUAGAGUUAAAACAAAACUACAAAAUACAUACUUAUGUACAUCAAAUACAAAGUAUGUACAUAUGUAUAUUCUUACAUGUAUGAAUUAAUUAAUGCAUGUUUAUACUUAUACAUAAUAAUAAUAAUGCAUCAACAAAUAUUAUAUAAUAAUUAUCUAUGUUUAAGUAUUAAAGUUAAUCAUAGUGUUACGUAUAGUUUAAUGUGCAACACAAACAAAUCGGAAAAAUAAACAACAAAUUAAUACUAAAAUAUUCUAAAUA